Molecule: messenger RNA, 606 nt
Organism: Myripristis murdjan (pinecone soldierfish)
Lineage: Eukaryota; Metazoa; Chordata; Actinopteri; Holocentriformes; Holocentridae
Product: stonustoxin subunit beta-like
Exons: 3
Coding region: 1-606 (201 amino acids)
Molecular function (GO): protein binding
Source: RefSeq, a predicted model, not a curated record
AUGUGCUCGAAUGUAGAAGAGUGGAUUCCAGCUGGCAGCCUGAGAGGAUAUGCCUGUGAUCUCACACUGGAUCCAAACACAGCGAACAGAAACCUCCGUCUGUCUGAGGACAACAGGAAGGUGACGUGGGAGAUCGAGGAGCAGCCGUAUCCUGAUCACCCAGACAGAUUUGACCUGAAGCCUCAGGUUCUGUGUAGAGAAGGUCUGACUGGGCGAUGUUACUGGGAGGUCCAGUGGAGUGGAGUGGUUUCUAUAGAAGUGACUUACAGAGGAAUCACAAGAAGUGGUGAUGACUCUGAGCUUGGAGACAAUAAACAGCCCUGGAGUCUGUUGUGCUUUGAUUAUGGUAACAGCUACUCUGUCAGUCACAACAGUGAGGACACCGACAUCUCUGUCCGUCCCCGUGGAUCUGACAGAGUAGCAGUGUAUCUGGACUGCUCUGCUGGGACUCUGUCCUUCUACAGAGUCUCUUCUGACAGACUGACACUCCUGCACACCUUCAGCUCCACCUUCACUGAGCCGCUCCUCCCUGGGUUUGCUUUGUGGUCACCUGAUUCUUCUGUUGAGGUUGAGCUGCCAGUUUCUCAGAAACAAACACUGACCUGA